CAUGGUGGCCGACGACAAUAGCUGUGAAGUCCCUCCCCACUUCGAGCCCAGAAUCUACAAGUACACAUCACAUGAUCUUCAUCUGAAAAAAAAAGUCCAACAACAAUUGAAAAACAAGAAGAAGAGGAGGAAAAGAAAGAAAAAAAACGACCGUCGGAGACAUGUUCAGGGUCGGAGUUCCCGUCAAUCACCACGUCUCAAGAAUCAAACUGCUUUGCUACAGUCGAUGACCUGCAGUCGAGAAAGAGUGAAGAGAAAGGGCAAGUUUCUCCCUCUGUCAGAAAGAGAAGGCGCUUUUACCGAGGCAUAAUGGUGCAAGUGUAUGCCAGGCUGUAAAGUGCCCUCAAAUUUCUCCGCUUCUACCCAUCUCUCAUCAUCCGCCAAAGUGAAGGAUCGCUGCUUCUACCCAACCCUCAAAGACCCGAUCCUAAUCAACCACACAACGGAAGCUCCGCCGAACGGCGGCGAGAUGGCUAACCAAAAUCCAAAGGACGAAGCAGAGAAGCAAGCUGCCCCACAGAACUAAUCAAUGGAGCCGCCAUCCGAUCGGGCGGCAGAUUGAGAGACAAAAACAUGUUUGUUCCGACGGCGAAAGACCCUUGCUUCUGAUCCUCUGUUUGUCGCCACGCCAAGCCAUAUCUACUUCAGUCACAGCUCUCUCCGCCAGGAGAGAUGGUUAAAAAAAGGGAGGAAGAAGAAGAAGAAACAAACAAAAAAAGAAAAAAAGGGGAGAAAGAGCCGUCUGGCACCCAAGCCUACUCGCGGUCGCGGCCCACUCCGCCUUUAUCUCCGCCAGCUCCUUCAAGACCAUGUCGUCCGCCCAUCAAUGCAGCACCACAGAUCCAGCCCACGCUCUUCCCACUCGCUGACCGCCCCAAACGCGCAACCGGUUCGCCUCCAUCCAGUCCGCUCAAACUCGAGGCCCGCCGCUCCAUGGGCUCUGUUCGCCAAUACAGGCCCGAAACAUUCAGCAUCAACUAGACCCAAUCCGCCUCAAGACAUAGCAUUCAAUUAAAAAAAAAACUGCUCCCGCCGCGAUUUGAACCCGCACAACUGCAUCGCCCUUGAACUACGCUGACCAGUACGCGACAACGAAAACUUGCUGGAUCAAAUCGCGGCAUCCUAUUUAUAGAGAAAGCACCCCGCUCCAGACUAGCAAGCACGACUUCUUUCAGCCCGCUCCCGCGUCACUGGUGGGCUUCGCCCCACUCCAGCCCGCGCCCCGUCUUAAAAGUACAAGCAGAUACGACUUGCGUCCUUAGGCCCAGCUUGGCAGCCCGCACCAUCAACUUCUUACUCCCACAUCAAAGCCUACUCCGACUCGCGGGCCUGACUCGCACUCGUCAGCCCAAAUCUUCCAUCUGAUCCGCCUAACAAGCCCGCACCAUGACAAAGCGGCCCAUGUCGUUCGUCCGCGCCAAUCCGGCCCACCAGUACUACUGCACUUGAGCCCGCUUCGGCGCUCCAGUCCAACCAAGCCCACAGGCACUAAGCUCGCUAAAAUAAAAAAUAUAUCGUCGCCGCGAGGGCUUGAACUCGCGCCAAUCUUGUGAAAGACAAGAAAGGCAACUAGUAGACUACAAACCUUAAAUGUGAUCAAUAGGUGCAGCGCGCUAUUUUAAAGCUUCGCUUCCCCGACUCGCGGCGCACUCACGGAAGAUGAACCCACUACUCGCGGGCCCGAGUCAUACUCAUCCGCGUGACUCUACCGCCCAAGCUUGCGGCCCGCCGCCUCAACACUCGCAGCUCGCACUGCAGGCGGCCCAACUCGCGGCCCGCAUUCAACAGUCACGGAACUCUUCAAAAAUAUUAUCGCUGCCACCAGGAAUUGAACCCUGGUCACUCCUCCGCCAAACAAGCAACAUUACCAGUAGCUACAUACGCGCCUUAUGAUCCUUAGAGGCAGCACUCUUAUUUUAACAACUCUUCGCGCCGCUUCGCCAACAUAAAGCUAAGUACUCCAUCCCUCUAUCAUUAUUAAAUUUUUAAAUAUUUUACUUUCCUGAGCGUUAAUGGCGCUAAUGGGGGGUAAGACGUACCCAACAACGUGGGAGAUGAGAAACUCACCAAGCUCUCGACGCCUUGAAGACUCCAAACUGAUGGUUAAAAACCCCGACGAGGAGAGGGCACAUUGCCUCAGUGAAUCUACAAAUAAGUCUCAACGAAGCACACAAAUAAGACUUCAAUAAGAGCAUCGAAGAUCUACAAAUAAGUCUCAACGAAGCACACAAAUAAGACUUCAAUAAGAGCAUCGAAGAUCUACAAAUAAGUCUCAACGAAGCACACAAGUAAGACUUCAAUAAGAGCAUCGAAGAAGCUACAAAUAAGUUUCAAUGAAGCACACAAAUAAGACUUCAAUAAGAGCAUCGAAGAUCUACAAAUAAGUCUCAACGAAGCACACAAAUAAGACUUCAAUAAGAGCAUCAAAGAUCU
Linum trigynum is the source of this 2433-nucleotide messenger RNA. Lineage: Eukaryota; Viridiplantae; Streptophyta; Magnoliopsida; Malpighiales; Linaceae. The record is from the annotation of a GenBank genome assembly.